UCCAAACCUGCAACCCUGUUGACUCUGUUAUUCUUCUCGCGCAUUACGAGGUAUUGAGCCAUUGAGGUACCAUCUUCGCACACUCUAAGAAAUCUUUGGCCUACAGUCCUACACUUUGCUAAACUCAAGUAGACCACCUCUUAUCUCGUGUUUGCGUAUUGUAGAAGUUUUUUAAAAUACUAAGUUGUGGAAUUGCUCUUCAUCGUUAUCGCUGGAGAGUAGUAACCCUAAAAUACAAGUGCUCAAAUUACACCUCAAUUUUGGCAAAAGUGAAGUUGCAAUCUUUCACAGACAUGGCGGCAUUUUUUCCGGAUUGCUCGGAUUAUCAUCUUAGUCCAGAAGAAAAGGCCGAAGAAGUUGCAAAUUUUAAAUUGAACCUUGGGCGUUUUACUCCAAGUCAUCUUUUGAAAUGGGCUGAGGACUAUGAAUUUAUUCCUGAAGCGCUUGAAUUAGAACAGGCUGCUUACCUUGUUCCACAUUACAACUUGUUGACUGAAAUCAAAAGGCUUAUUCGUAUCGACGACAAGGAACAGUUUGCGUCUUUCCUGAUAGCCAACCAUGAGUUGGUGCAGAAAUAUUCUCCAGAUGGCCUUUUGCAGUUGCUCUGCAGCCAUUCUGCUGUUGCCUGUGCUACUGCGUUGCUUGAAUCACGUCUCGAUGUGGAUAUCAAUUCAAUGGAUAAGAAGUUGGCCUAUCAUAGCGGAAUGUCCCCUUUGCACAUUGCGGCUUGUAACUUAUCUUUUAGCAUGACUAAGUUACUCUUAGAGCAUGGAGCUGAUGCUGAGAUCCAUUCUGAAGCAUACAGAACCCCACUUCAUAUAGCGCUUGCUGCAUUCAAGAAGCAUAAAUAUAUCGGAGGUUGGACGGCUGACAAAUCCAUCCUCAUGCUGCUUUACUUUUUCUGCUUGCCAGCAUUGAAAGAACCCCUUGAUACUGUCAGACUGCUGGCGUCACAUAGUAAUAAAGUUGAGGAUCUUUGCAUUUGUUACAUGAAUUUUGACCGUGUUACAGACUAUGCUGCCUUACUGAUGGUUGCCUGGGAUAAACUCAUGGACUCAUCUGCUGAGGGGGGCCUAGAGACUACCCCAGUUGGGCAACACCUAUCUCGAGUGUUAAGCAAUGCAUCACUCCAGCAAGAGAUAUGUGAAUCCAAUUUCAAUGUGCUCUCAAAGGAAAGGUUGGUGAAGCAUUUGACGACAGCAUUGUCUGUGGUCAAAACUAUGUGGAUGACUAUCGGUGUCCUUGAGCGCUAUUGUCACUCAAGGGUUGAGAGUGUGCCGAUGCAUGAGUUGCCAUUCCACAUUGCAUGUGAGCUUGUGACAGAUGCGGGACUUUACUUGAAGUCCGAUGGUGCCAACAUAGAAUGGUUCCAGCCUAACCUCACCUCACAGGCUAAAGUGCUGCUGAAGCGAAAAUAUUAUGCGGAGCCACGCCGAUCUGGUCCGAUCUUACGUUCUUUUCUUGGGAAGCCGGUAACAGCCGCGUCCUUAUCAUUGAUGCCACAUUUUCAAUAUCGUACACUUCACAUCCUGAAUUUCAUGGAUAAUCAUCUUUGCAAAACCCCACAAGUGAAGCCAUCAUCGCACAAUGUUUUAGCGUUAGCUAAAGUUUGUGCUCCUCUAGUUUGGAUGGCCAAGAGGAGUAUCAAGUAGGUACGAAUGUGCGAGAAAGCUUACAAGGCCAUGGAUUUUCUUUGAGCCCUUAUCUGACUUAUCUAGCUUCAGUCCUUUUAAUAAAACUGGGCAACAUUGUAUAAGCCAUCCUGCUUAUAUUUGGUUAUAACUUAUGUGUUAUAGAUAAUCUAUGUGCAGUAUCUAUAUGUUCUUUGGUAGUAAUGCAAUAUGAAGAUGUUUAACAAUCAUGCUACUCACAAUAGCUUGAGGUCCUACUUGCAUUACAUUAGAAAUGCUACAUUUGAAAGGUUUCAAUUUAGAAUUCCUUUGAAGGGUUUUGGUGUCUA
Molecule: messenger RNA, 1960 nt
Organism: Beta vulgaris subsp. vulgaris (sugar beet)
Lineage: Eukaryota; Viridiplantae; Streptophyta; Magnoliopsida; Caryophyllales; Amaranthaceae
Exons: 8
Coding region: 294-1652 (452 amino acids)
Biological process (GO): protein ubiquitination; positive regulation of protein catabolic process
Molecular function (GO): protein binding
Source: RefSeq, a predicted model, not a curated record